Molecule: messenger RNA, 980 nt
Organism: Pygocentrus nattereri (red-bellied piranha)
Lineage: Eukaryota; Metazoa; Chordata; Actinopteri; Characiformes; Serrasalmidae
Product: ribonuclease-like 3
Exons: 2
Coding region: 171-605 (144 amino acids)
Biological process (GO): angiogenesis; defense response to Gram-negative bacterium; defense response to Gram-positive bacterium
Molecular function (GO): RNA nuclease activity; nucleic acid binding
Source: RefSeq, a predicted model, not a curated record
UGGGAUGACUUUACACAGCUGUCAAACGCUAUAUAAGACAGAGUUAUAUAAGACAGAGAGGACAGAAAAAGAAGGUUUUAAGGAAGAUUUAAGAAGACUAUAAGAAGAGGGAUUCCAAGACGGAGCGUCCUUAAAACAUUGUGGCUUCUUCUUUCUGAGAGACGUUAUUCAUGGAGCUACAUCAGCUUGCCGUAGUUCUGCUGCUGGCCUUGUGUGCUCAUGCUCAACCUGCAGAUGUGAUGAGUCGCUACAAGCACUUCCUCAACCAGCAUGUGUUUGGGAACAUGAACACAGGCCUGUGUGACAGCGUGAUCCGGACUCGGAAAAUCACAGCAGGAAUCACCAACAACUGCAAAGAAAUCAAUACCUUCAUCUUAGCGACACAUGAACAGGUCCGAGCUGUAUGCCAAGAGGGAGGCAUACCUAAGGGUCGAAAUCUCUAUGAAAGCACCAAACCUUUUGCAGUGGUCAUCUGCCGUUUGAGAAGUGGAGACAGACGCCCUUCUUGUACAUAUGAUGGUAAAAGGAGCACUCGGACCAUCACAGUGGCAUGUGACCAGCAGUGGCCAGUGCAUUAUGAGGAAGACCGUCUUUUCGUUUAUUAACUGAUCUAAAGGACUUGUUGCACUCAGAAAAGGGCCAGACGCUACAGAUACAAUAUAUAAGGAGGGAACCGUAAAGUGGUUCCACAGUUUGACUGUUUUUACAAGCAUGGCAAAGCGGGCUGUUACUAUUAUACUAUACUGUUACUGAACUCAUGUUUCAGGUGUAUUUUGCUGGUGAAUACUCCACAGUAUGCGGGGCUCUGUGUAGGGAGGGGCUCUGUGUAGGGAGGGGUUGCUUACACUAAAGGUUGGCUGGGCUAAAUGGAGUGGCUUUUCCAACAAGGAAUUCUCAUUAGCUCUUUUGUUACGCUUGUAUGUUCAUUAUAUGUGAAAAUCCACUUUUAAAAAGCCAUUAAAGUUUUACUACCAAUUUCA